CAAUAAUGCGCUAAAAUGACUUUAGUUUUUUUUCACUAUUUUUUACUAGCUGCUGCUCUCACUCGACAAAAAGAAAUGAAAUAAAUUGUGCUAAUUACUAUGCUACCAAAGUGAAGAAAAAUACAACUAAAAGAUUAGAAAGUAAAAAAAAUGGCAAAAAUAUAAACAUUUGUUUAUUUGUUUAAAAAAAGUGGGCACAAAAUGUCUAUCGGUACAACCAAACGCUGUUUACAAUGGAAAGAAUCGGCUCCACGUAAUUUCGUACAGAAAAACCUAUGUGGUGUUCAUACCUAAAAUUGAAUCAUAAAAAGAAAAUGGUGUGUAAAUCUCAAAAAGAAAAGAUAUAGAAGAAAAGUGUAUGUGUGAAUAACUAUGUGUGUGUGUGAAUGUUAAGUCGAAAAAAGAUAAUAACAAUAGAAAAUUAUACACACAAGAAACGAAGUUGAAAACUUUUAUAAACUUUGUGAUCUAUUAAUAUAAAUGAUAUGGAUAAAAUGGAUUCUGACACAUCGGAUGUACGACAGGCGCGACAACGAGCCUCCGUCAAAUGGAUUUUAUCUAAAGCAUUCAAUAAUCGCGUGCCAGAGAAUCAACGCGAACCAUUCUACCGAGAUCAUGAAGGACAAGAUCAUCUGAAGCCACAAAUUGUAGUUAAUUUGGGAAAUGCUUCGAUUUACUGCCAAACAUUGUCGAAUUUGUAUUCGGAUCCUAACUACCAAAGUUUAAAUCACUGGUCAAUACUGCAAACAUUGACUCGCAAAGGAAUUUUAAUAGCUGAAAAUCCAGAUAUGCCGUUAACCGAGACUGUUCUAAUACAAACAAAUCCAAUACGAAUUAAUGCCCACAUGUCUGUGAUAGAAGCACUUAUGAUAUUGUAUGCUAAAGAAGUGGCUAGUUGUGAACGUAUUUCAGCGGCUAUAAACAGAAUAACCGGAGGAUCGUUGCCGAAGGAGGGACAGAAUCAUGAAACGGCGCUACUUUGUUGGCUUUCACAUGUGUGUGCGGCUCUAAAACGACGUAUCGAUAAAGAAAUUGAAAAUGGCGCAACUGAUGAAAACGGGGUACGCCUACAAUCUCCAGACAUACCACCUGUACACGAUUACAUCGAUCUAUGUGAUGGCGUUUGUUUAGCUUAUUUAAUUUCAUAUUAUUGCCCAAAUAUUGUACCAUGGACAAGUGUGCGAUUGAAUUAUAUGCCAACGGUUGAGGAUUCCAUUUCCAAUAUUCUGCUAGUUAGUAAUUUUUCACAGAAACAUUUGCCAUAUUCCGUAUUUCAUAUGACACCGCAGGACGUUACGUAUAUGCGAGGAUCUAUGAAGCAAAAUCUAGUUGUUCUUUUAGCCGACCUAUUCAAUUUAUUCGAAAUUCACCCAGCCAAAUGUGUCGCAUAUCCUGGCAUGGAUCAACAAAUUUCAAAAUCGGACAGCAAUGACACGGUAAAUGAACAUGGAAUUCAGCAACGUCGGGGCCUAACAUUGGGUCAUUAUUCAGUGACACCAAUACCAGAUCUUAGGCCAGGUUUGGAUUCGCCAACUAGCUCAGCCGCAAGCAAUAAACCGCCAUUUCAAGUGGACCGUUCAGUAUCAGCAACAGCUGUGAGGCGGGUAACGCCACCACGUGAAGAUCAGAAUACAGGUGUUGAUGGAGGCUUUGUAGUACAUCGCGGACGCACAAUUCCAACACUGGCCUCAAUGCAAGAACCACUUCCAGCUGCUCGUUCGAGACAAUCUAAAGAGCGUGCAGACUCGAGGACAGAAGAACGAGGCGAUAGUAUUGCCGCUGGUCGUCCUAGUAACUGGGAAGAAACUAGAAGACCAAGUUUUGCAGGUCGCCGUUCUCGUCGAAAUUCGGUUAGUGAUGAUUCACAGUUGACCAUAGAGAAUUUUGGUGGAUCACAAGAUCAACUGAAUAUGAUAGGUCGGUCGUUCGAGCGUGAAAAGUCCAUGACAAAUGUUGUAAUUGAACCAGCAGUACCUGUUCGUUCCUCAAUGGCGGAUGCUCGGGGCUCUAUACUAUUCGAUUACGAUGAUACAUUAAAUUCUGAAAAGCAGGACCAUGAAACUGAGAAACAACCACCGAUUCCAAUGCGACGUAAAAGCCAAACCACUGACCCACAUUCCAAAGACAUAAUUGAUGGCGAUAUUACAAUGUCACAGCAAUCAGGAAAUAUCAAUAUGGAUUUGGAUGAUGGAGCGCAGCCAGUUCGAAAAACUUCUUUUGCGACACUACCAAACACGACCACUUGGCAACAGCAAUCAGUGAAUUAUCAGAAAAUCGAUCAUUCAGCCGAGGAUGAUGGUGCGAGUGCUGGUGUAGAUGUUUUCAAAUUAUCAACAGUGCGCAUGCAACUUGAAGAAAAGCGUCGUCAAAUUGAGCAAGAAAAACGUAAAAUGGAGGCAACCAUGAAUCAACAACAGCAAAAGGUUGGAAAGGCAGCAUUUCUCCAAGCAAUAAACAAGGACAAAAAUAAUUUACUCAAAAAUUAUAAGGAUAAUAGUUUAGUGGAUAGUAUCAAGGAUGGUGAUAGUCAAGCAGAAAAUCUAUAUAGUUCACAGGAUUCGACUGACCUUAAUACGAUAGAAUCGAAGUGGGCACACGUUGAAUCAAAACAAACCCCAGAUCUGGACCAAAUGAGUAUUGACCAAUAUCAAAAGAGUAUUGAUCAAAAGAAUACGAGCCUCCAGGAUUUGAAUGAAGAUAUAAAUCGCUUGGCGAAUUUGCAGGUUCAUAUGCAGGCGAAACAUGCCAAGGCGCAACAAAUCAUGCAAGCGCAACAAAUCGCGAACAUGCUGUUUGGAUCCCAGCAGCAUAUAUCUGGUGCAACAUCAAAUCAUCGAAGUCCAAUAUCACAAUCAAAUUUCGGAUCAUCGCCACAUAUAUCGCAUCCGCAUUCGCCGCAGCAGCCAAUUCACUACAACAAUGUACGUCCAAUUAGUCGAGAUUCACAUCAGUUCAUCAAUGAGCAAGGUCAAUAUGUGACUCCAGUGUCAAACAAUCAUCAGUCAUAUUCCUCAUAUGUAGACAAUGAAAAUGGAAGCGGUGGCUUGUACCAAUAUGAAUCCCAUCAGCAACAGUCCAUUAACCCUUAUCAUACGUAUCGAGUUGAUCAAUACCAUAAUAAUCAUUCGGUGCAAACACAACCACGUAUUCAACAGCCGCAAUCGAACCAAUUUUACUUACAUGAAAAUACUCCACCACAGCCGGCAGCGAGAAGAACGUGGGCUCAGCCAGCGGCAGCCUUGAAUACAGAAAUACCUCAAAAUCAGCAACCGCCACCGCUGCCGCAAAUACAGCCAUUAGACGUAAAUGCUUGGUCACAGAAUUCGCCAAAAAUAGACACACAUACGUGGAAGUCAUCGAGUCAUUCUAUUGUCAAGAAUCCUGGUUUUAUGCUACAUCAAAAUAAGAUUGGAAUGCCUCAACAUCAAUUCGAUCAAUUCUAUUCGUCCCCAGUCAGUUCAACUGGAUCAGAUUCAAAGGGGGUACAUCAUAACACCAAUGGCAAAAAUGAGUAUCGAGAUGAUCGUGUAUCGAUUUCUUCACAAUCCGUUGAUGAUAUGGCACCGCAAAGCAUUUCAUUCAUCGGGGAUGAAGACUCGGUCGACUUGAUUACGGAACAUCCACCACCACCAAGGACGAAACACUUAUUAGGUCGACCAAACGUUAUUCAGCACGAACAGGAUUUAGAUUUAGGGAAAUUAAAUAUAUCUAGUGGUAAAUUGACGUAUCGCAUACCAUCACCAACCCGACCAUCAUUAAAUAUGAACAGUUUCCAAAAGCCUAACGAGGAUAUUAACAACGAACAAAAGGGUUUUUAUAUAUCAUUUGAUAACUCACAACCGAAGCGGCCAAAACCACCGCUGCGCACAAAACGUUCACCUAAGAAAGAUCGUAGCUUAGACGCAACAGACAAGCAAGAACAGAUCACUCAAUUGGAACAAGAAUUGAAUAAAGAACGCCCACAAGUGAACAAAAGACAGAACAGUUUUUCGAGCUUUGAAAAUAAAGUUCGUGGUUCAUAUCACGAUCAAGCAUUCGAGAGAAACGAGUCAAACGGUAUUGCUGUCGAUUCAGAACCGACUAUCACUCGAAAGCACGUAAGUGACAGUCAAAUGUCGUCUAUUUUGGAUCGUCGACAUUUAGAAGAUGUAACAAAUCAUCAGCAAGAACCUCAGCAACAAACAACAUCCCCUCAGAAUCGGUCACAUGAUGCGAAUAAAACACUUAUUAUAGAUGAUGCUCUCGUCAAACUGGAUCCCGAAUCGGUCGAUGAAAUGGAACGAAAAAAAGAAAAGAUCAUGCUCUUAUCACUGCAAAGGCGCCAACAGCAAGAAGAAGCGAAGGCGCGCAAGGAAAUUGAAGCGAUGCAACGACGUGAACGAGAGCGUGAAAAGGAAGACGAACGUAUACGGAAACGUGAAGAACAAGCUGCACGUCGGGCUACUAUUCUUGAGCAACAUAAACUAAAAAAAGCAAUUGAAGAAGCCGAACAAAAGGGGAUCACUCUCGAUCGUAAUGAAUUGCAAUCGUUAAAACAACAUGCAAUGCUCAGUCAAACAUCAAGUGGUGCAGCAGCAAAAAUGCGACCACAAAAAGUCAUUCGUCCACGUCCUAAGACCAUUCAUGUCGAAACGGGAUCAGUUGAUUUAAGUGAAGCAUCUAGUUUAUCCAGUCGCAACAAAAAAGGGUCGAAUUCGAAUUUAACAGGUAUUGGUCAAUUAAGUUCUAAUUCUAUGCGGAGAGAUUACUAUCGUGGAUCACAAGACUCCUUGGCCGUACGAGAAUCGCCAGAUGAAUAUCAUAGCACUAGUUCAACACCCAUUGGUCGUCGUGGGUCUUAUAAAACAUCAAGAGAACCAGCCGAACGUGGCCGAACCAUGUCGAGAAUAUCAGUCGCUAAGGGAAGCAACUUAAAUUUCAGGGGUCGAAAAUCCAAUUCGCUUAUGAAUUUAUGCGAUACAGAUUCUGGUUUGGGCCGUGCAACUCCGCCUAGACGUGCACCAUCACCAGGCAUGGGACAAUCCAAUCGUCAUUUACCAUCACCAUCUGGCCCUGGCUCACUGCCGCCUGGUUUUAUGAAUAAACGUCGUGUAUUUGAUGACGGUUCUAGUGAUAUUUCAUCGACUCCUAGUUCAAUGCUGGAAUAUUCUGGUCCCAAAUUAUAUAAACAGCCCACAACAAAGUCAAAUCGCGGCAUAAUAUUAAAUGCUGUUGAAUAUUGUGUUUUCCCUGGAGUUGUCAACCGUGAGGCUAAGCAAAAAGUCCUCGAUAAAAUCAAUCGGAGUGAUGCAAAACAUUUCCUUAUAUUAUUCCGUGAUGCCGGUUGCCAAUUUCGUGCUCUGUACAGCUACUGGCCUGAAAAUGAAUCUGUAUUGAAGCUUUACGGUACUGGUCCAAGUCAAGUAGAUGAGUUCAUGUUCGAUAAAUUUUUCAAAUACAAUUCCGGUGGAAAAUGUUUUUCACAAAUUCAUACGAAACAUUUGACGGUAACAAUCGAUGCCUUCACAAUUCAUAAUUCGCUUUGGCAGGGUAAAAAAGUCCAAAUGCCAUCAAAGAAGGAUAUGGCACUUGUCAUUUAGGAAUGUAAAGUGGAAGUGAAUAGCAGCAAAAGUGACUUUUGACAAAAGUAACAAGACUAGGGAACUACUGAAUACUAAUCUGUUCAUGACUAAUAGGAAAAAAGAAAUUCAAAAUGAAAAUGAAAAGUAAAGAAAAAAAAACAGAACAAAAACAUUGUCUAAAAUGUGGAGAAAACAAUCGAUUUGUUCCAAAUAUCAUCAUUUAUUGUUUUAACAUCUGAAUAAGAACUUCAAGAAUUUCCA
Molecule: messenger RNA, 5822 nt
Organism: Sitodiplosis mosellana (orange wheat blossom midge)
Lineage: Eukaryota; Metazoa; Arthropoda; Insecta; Diptera; Cecidomyiidae
Gene: Patronin
Product: patronin
Exons: 29
Coding region: 486-5579 (1697 amino acids)
Biological process (GO): negative regulation of microtubule depolymerization; cytoplasmic microtubule organization; neuron projection development
Cellular component (GO): microtubule minus-end
Molecular function (GO): spectrin binding; microtubule minus-end binding; calmodulin binding
Source: RefSeq, a predicted model, not a curated record